Messenger RNA from Phalaenopsis equestris, 2371 nucleotides. Its product is annotated as DELLA protein DWARF8-like. Gene Ontology annotation, biological process: regulation of DNA-templated transcription. Gene Ontology annotation, molecular function: DNA-binding transcription factor activity; sequence-specific DNA binding. Gene Ontology annotation, cellular component: nucleus. NCBI's taxonomy places the organism in Eukaryota, Viridiplantae, Streptophyta, Magnoliopsida, Asparagales, Orchidaceae. The record is from RefSeq and is a predicted model, not a curated record.
UUUCUUACUUUCUCCUAUGCUCCUCUUCUUAGUAGCUAUCUCUGCACUUGUCCUCUACUCGCCUUCCGUCCCUUCCCCUCAUGCUAUAUUCCAACCCUAGAUGGCUAUAUUUGGAUGAGUUCUCGGAGAGAGAGCCGAUUGCGAGAGUCACAUCUUUGCUUUUCGAAGCUGAAGAACAGCUUGCUAGUUAGAUUGAUCACAUCUCAAUCUUUUUCUCUCUCAAAAACGGUGAGGUGAUGAAGAGGGAGCACCUGGACGGCGUUGCCCGAGAUGGGAUUGUUGAGAAUGUUGCUCCGGCGCCGGCAAGGAUGGCGAUGAUGGGUUUCGACGAGGAGACAAACGACGAACUUCUUGCUGUGCUUGGGUAUAAGGUGAGGUCCUCGGAUAUGGAGAUCGUCGCACAGAAGCUGCAGCAGCUGGAGAUGGCGAUGGGGGGUAGUGCUCCGCAUGAUGAUGAGCUGCUUUCCCACCUCGCCGUUGACACCGUUCACUAUAAUCCAUCCGAUCUAUCGAACUGGCUCGAGAACAUGCUAUCCGAGCUUAGCACGCCUCCCCUUCCGCUUCCGCCGGUGAUGCAUCCUAAUUCCGUUGUUUUCGAUUUGCCUCCAGCCCCGAUGUCGGGCCACUCAUCGUCUACCUUCUUCAGUCCUGCUGAAAGCCUAGCCACUAUGGACUCCACCGUUACCUCUAUCGAGCUCUCUGCUCCAUCCGCUACCAUGCUUCGCUCUAAUUACGCCCUCCGAACAACCAACACUAGCGGAAAUCGGGCUGUAUACGGAUCGGAGACUCAGAUGGAUGGCACUGGACCCAGAGAUCGAAAACGAAUGAAAACCUCCUCUUCUUCAUCCUCUUCCAGAGGCGGAUCUGGUGGAGUAAUCGGACGGGCUGCGCCGUCUAUGUCUUCCACAUGCGGCAGCGAAGUAUCGUCCGCGAUGCCGGUCGUGAUGGUGGACACUCAGGAGGUUGGAAUCCGUCUGGUUCACGCACUUAUGGCUUGCGCGGAAGCUGUGCAGCAAGAGAAUUACAAGGCAUCAGACGUUUUAGUCAAACAGAUCUCGAUGCUCGCCUCAUCCCAAGGCGGCGCUAUGCGGAAGGUCGCCGGAUACUUCGCCCAGGCCCUCGCUCGCCGGAUCUACCGCCUCAAUCCACAGCAAGACUGCUCUCUGGACUCAGCUUUCUCCGACAUCCUCCAGAUGCACUUUUACGAGAGCUGCCCUUACCUAAAGUUCGCCCAUUUUACCGCCAAUCAAGCCAUUCUAGAGGCCUUCGCAGGCCAUCGUCGCAGGGUUCACGUCAUUGAUUUUAGCAUGAAGCAGGGGAUGCAAUGGCCGGCACUGCUGCAGGCUCUCGCCCUUCGACCUGGCGGUCCUCCCUCUUUCCGCCUCACCGGAAUUGGUCUUCCCCAACCGGAUAACACCGACGCCCUGCAACAAGUCGGUUGGAAGCUCGCUCAGCUCGCAGACACCAUCCACGUUGACUUCGAAUACCGCGGGUUUGUCGCAAACAGCCUCGCCGACCUCGAACCUUACAUGCUCGAGUCCCCACCUUCUGCCAACAUCACCUCCGACGAACCUGAAGUCGUGGCUGUCAACUCGGUCUUCGAGCUCCACCGUCUGCUGGCUAAGCCUGCGUCCUUGGAAAAGGUCCUUGCUACAGUCCUCGCAGUGAAGCCGCGGAUUGUGACCAUCGUAGAGCAGGAAGCGAACCACAACACUGGUACGUUCAUGGAGCGUUUUACCGAGGCACUGCAUUUCUAUUCCACGAUGUUCGAUUCACUGGAGGCCGGCGGCUUCGCCGAAGGUCAUCAGGAUCAGGUUAUGUCCGAAGUAUAUCUCGGAAGGCAGAUCUGCAACGUGGUGGCUUGCGAGGGGGCGGAGCGGACGGAGCGCCAUGAAACACUUUCUCAUUGGCGGGGAAGGAUGGAAGGCGCUGGUUUUGAGCCCGUCCACCUCGGCUCUAACGCCUUUAAGCAGGCGAGCAUGCUUCUUGCCCUCUUCACCGGCGGCGAAGGAUACCGAGUGGAGGAGAAAGAAGGUUGCCUCACCCUCGGGUGGCAUACUCGUCCCCUCAUCGCCACGUCGGCUUGGGGGCUCGCUGGUUCGGGUCAAGCUUUCCCCGCCGCCGGCGCGUCUGAUGCUCUCUGAUACGCGAUUCCUCGGUGAUUGUUCUUGCUUAAUCGGAGCCGUCCGUUAGACGGUUCGGGUUGGGCGGGCCGCGAAGAUGGGCGGGCGGUGAAGAUGGAGCCAUCCAUCUCCUUGUUUUUAGUUUAUUUUAUUUUAUAAUUAUUUUGAUUUUGUCACCCCCUCUUUUUUAAAAUCGGUGCUUCUUUCUGCUCUAAAAAUAUGUGAUGUGUAUCUAAUUAGUAAUUUUG